This is a messenger RNA of Dinoponera quadriceps, 1767 nucleotides long. Its product is annotated as polyprenol reductase-like. The record is from RefSeq and is a predicted model, not a curated record. Lineage: Eukaryota; Metazoa; Arthropoda; Insecta; Hymenoptera; Formicidae. The transcript has 6 exons. Gene Ontology annotation, molecular function: 3-oxo-5-alpha-steroid 4-dehydrogenase activity. Gene Ontology annotation, biological process: polyprenol catabolic process; dolichol-linked oligosaccharide biosynthetic process. Gene Ontology annotation, cellular component: endoplasmic reticulum. Bases 619 to 1521 code for a protein of 300 amino acids.
UUUUAACUUUUUCAAACUUCCAUUAAACUUCCAUUAAAGUUUCAGCUACAGUUUCAAUUUCGACCAAAAAUGAAAGAGAACUAAAUAUUUAUUUUUGUCAAAACUAUUUUUAGUUGAAACUUAGAUAAGUGAAUUCAGUCAAUCUUUUUCCUCGGUUUCCUUCUCGGAGCUAUCGCCUUUCAUUAUCAUCUGCGUUGAAUCUUUUACUUUUUUGGACUCUUGCGCAAGACGACGAUUAGUCGUGGAAUCUCUCUUUAGUACAAGAUCAAGCAGUAAGAAGUUAGCAGUUCUGUCAGAGUUUGCAUUUUUUCGUGCUUGAUAAGGAAAGGCGCAGAUGGCUGAUUAAGAUAAAGAUAAAGAUUGCCACAACCGCAAUAUCAUUGCGCGCAGUAUGUUGGAAGUGAGAAUCUAGAGCUAAUUCAAGUAUACCAUUUAUCUAACAACACGGCUACGUAAUCCGGUUUUGACACCCUGUGAAUAUAAGUUCUGUUCACAACGCAUAUACAUUUAACUUCGUGGCCUGGAUCGUGAGGAAAGCUGUACAGUGGAAUUCACUUUAUUCUGUACCUGUACGUUUAGUCUACCGACAAACAUUAGAAGAAAGACCGAGAAAUAAAAAUGAACAUCAUAGUCUGCCUUUUCAUUUUCAAUGCGGCUAUUGUAGGAGGAUUGGGAUUGUUCAUCAAUUAUAUGGAACCUUAUUUGCCUAUAUGGUUGAUACGCACUUAUCUUUAUGGCAAAAUCAAAGCGAAAGUUCAUCACGCCACAGUGGCGAAAUAUGAACUACCUAAAAAAUGGUUUAAACACUUUUACAUUUUCGCUGCACCAGGAUCGACGGUUAUACUUUGUUUGCUACUCUAUAAGUAUUUUUAUAACGGGAAAAUAGCCGAAAUUUUAUUAACAUUAUUAGAUACAUUAUUUGGAGCGUCCAGAAAACCUUUAGUACCAGCAGAAAAUGUAAUUGUAGCUAUUAUUUUAUAUAACAUACAUUGUUGGAGACGACUGUAUGAAUCAACUUAUGUCAACAUAUUUAGCGAUCAGAAAAUAAAUGUGGUCCAUUAUUUACUUGCAUAUAUACAUUAUUUGGGAACGCUUUUGUGUUUCUUGGGCGAAUCCGAGGGAUUUGUUAGAGAUUCUUACACGAAUAGACGCUGGAAUCCAUUGACAAUCACCACACUUGUUUCUGCGUUCAUAUUUCUAUGGGCCUCGUAUAUACAGCUUCACAGUAAUUUUAUUCUCGCAAAGCUGCGUAAGAAUAAAGACGGUGCUGUUGUGUCUUACAGUCAUAAUGUGCCAUUUCAUGGAUUGUUCGAAUAUAUAUCAAAUCCGUUGCAAUUCACAGAGAUACUGAUGUAUUUCAUGUUAUCUCUAAUCCUCUGGCGAGCUUCUACUUAUCAUUACGUCACUUUUUGGGUUGCAGUGAAUCAGGCUGAGGCCGCGUAUUUGUCUCACCAGUGGUAUCAUAACAAUUUUAAAGAUUAUCCCAAGAAGAGAAAAAUUUUAAUUCCUUAUGUCUGGUAGAGUAAUAGAUAUAGACCAUACGACUAAAUUUAUACAAUGAGAAUAGAAAGAGAUAAGAAUAAAGGCAAUAGAAAGACAAAUAGAAAGCAAAACUAAUCAUAUUGUAUAUUUGAGAAUAAUCGAUAUGAUUCGAUAUUGCUGCACAUUCAUAUACAUAAAAAUAAUAAGUUGUCAAUAAAAUAUGGAUUGUAUUUUAUGUUACAUACAUCGUGAUAAAAAGAAAAUUAUGAUAUAUUUAUAACAAUA